AUGCACGUCACUACUCUUCUCGUCGUUGCUUCAUUCGCCCUCGGUGCGCUCGCCAAAGGCAAGCAGUCAUGUGGUUGCGGAAAUGCAGCACUGGAACACUGCUUGACCACUAAGGGCGUCCCCUUCAAGGUCAAAUGUGAUUCCGAUUGGGCAGACUACAGCACGACCAUGAACCUUCGACUACCAAUUACCCCUGCUGCCAUUACCGUCCCACGCGACAACAAGGAUGUCUCGCACGCUGUUGUGUGUGCAAGCCAACAUGGACUCAAGGUCCAGGCCAAGUCUGGCGGUCAUUCAUAUGGGUCAUACAGCUCUGGCGGUAUUGACGGCCAAGUUGUUGUGGAUCUUCGCCACUUCAACAAAACAACCUUAACACGGGACAAUAUUGCUGUCGUCGGCGGCGGAGUUCUCCUAGGCCCAUUGGCCACGGCCUUGUACAAGCAAGGAAAACGGGCUGUGUCUCAUGGAGUUUGCGGGGGGGUUGGCAUUGGCGGCCACGCAACCCACGGCGGUUGGGGCUUUACCUCACGGGCAUGGGGUCUUACACUUGACCACAUCGUUGAACUGCACGUCGUGUUGGCCAAUGGCACAGAGACUCGCGCCAGCCCAAGGGUAAACCCGGAUUUGUUUUGGGCUCUCCGUGGAGGUGCAGACAGUAUUGGGAUUGUCACCAGCUUUUCGUUGCGGACACAUCCAGCCCCUGAAGAGGUUGUCAACUUCAACUACCAGAUUGGAGCUGCCACAGAGACCGUCAAUCAAGGCGUCGACAUUUUCACAAAACUCCAAAGUUUUAUCAGCAAUGCCACAGUGGUUGACCGCCGUACGUCCUUUGCGCUGCAGACGCAUGUGAACCCAGACCCGGCUACUGGCGCCUACAGCAAGAUGUUCAUAGUGACUGGGACAUUUCUCGGGAGCCUCGCUGAAUACAACAAGUCCAUUGAGCCAGAGAUGUUCCGUGGCAUCCCAGCUCCCACCCUCCACGAUGUCCAAUCGUUUGACUGGCUUACUUCGCUGGCCCAUCUCAGCCCUGACGGCAGCUUGGCGGGCGGUCCGCUUAACCUCGCUUUCUUCGCCAACAGUGUCACCGUCGACGACCCAGGCAUCAAUGAAGAGGCCCUCAAAAACUACUUCACUUACAUACUAGAGGGACCCCCUCCGCCGGUACCGUACCUGUCCAGCGUGGAGCUGUGGGGAGGCGCCGACGGACAGAUCAAUCUGGCGGAUAAGAACGACACCUUCGCCGCGUUUCCCCAUCGCAACAUCUUUUGGACCGCAAACAACCAAGCUGGGGCCCCGAACUUCCCCUUCCCUAGCGAGGGAGUACCGUUUCUGAACGGCCUCCGCGAUGCUCUUCUUGAUGGGCUUACCGUGCCCUCCGCUGGGUACCAGAACUUGCUGGACGUGACGCUGACUCGUGAAGAGGCGCACGCUUUGUAUUACGGAGAUGUUGUUUUGGAGAGGUUGCAGCGUGUGAAGGCCGCAUAUGACCCAAAGAAUAUCUUUUGGAACCCGCAAUCAGUGUAA
Molecule: messenger RNA, 1524 nt
Organism: Dichotomopilus funicola
Lineage: Eukaryota; Fungi; Ascomycota; Sordariomycetes; Sordariales; Chaetomiaceae
Product: Reticuline oxidase
Exons: 3
Coding region: 1-1524 (507 amino acids)
Molecular function (GO): oxidoreductase activity; FAD binding
Source: RefSeq, a predicted model, not a curated record